AUGUUUUCUACAGCUUACGAUCCAUCUUCUAAUCAAAAUAAUAUUCCGUUACCAAUGGGUCAACCUGCAAACCAACCAAUGUCCGUUAGAACACCAAACCCUGCUGCUCCCGCGGAUUCUCAACAGUCUGCCUCCACAACACAUGCAUUGGACGAUCCAAACGUUUAUCAUUGGAUUUGUCAAUUGACAUACGGUCCUCAAAAGGAACAAGCUCUAUUGGAAUUAGGUCGUAAACGUGAACAAUUUGACGAUUUAGCUGUCGUACUAUGGUCGUCCUUCGGUGUCAUGACCUCACUUCUUAAUGAAAUUAUCUCAGUCUAUCCAAUGUUACAACCAACUUUAUUAUCAAAUCAAUUGUCUAAUAGAGUCUGUAACGCUUUGGUUCUUUUGCAAUGUGUUGCUUCACACCCGGAAACGAAACAUCUGUUCUUACAAGCUCAUAUCCCACUGUUUCUGUUCCCAUUCUUGAAUACUACGUCAAGACAAAGAACUUUUGAAUAUUUAAGACUCACGUCAUUGGGUGUCAUUGGUGCCCUUGUGAAAAAUGAUUCUCACGACGUUAUAAGCUUUUUAUUAAGAACUGAUAUCGUCCCACUUUGUCUAAGGAUAAUGGAAUCUUCCUCAGAAUUAUCCAAAACUGUUGCAAUCUUCAUCCUACAAAAAAUUUUAUUGGAUGACAUAGGUCUUCAAUACAUUUGUGCUACUUUAGAAAGGUUCUACGCAGUAACGAACGUUCUAAAAGGUAUGGUGGAACAUCUUACCGCGCACACCCCACCAGGAAGGCUAUUGAAACAUAUAAUCAGAUGUUACCUAAGAUUAAGCGACGAUUUGGAAGCCCGUAGAUUGUUAAAGGUCGUUCUACCUCAAAAUUUAAGGGACAACACCUUCACUGAGAUAUUGAAAGACGACGUCGGAUCCAAGAGAUGUUUGGCUCAAUUGUUGCUAACCUUGAAUGAAGAUACUCAAUGA
Kazachstania africana CBS 2517 is the source of this 969-nucleotide messenger RNA. It is a transcript of the gene CAF40, whose product is annotated as CCR4-NOT core subunit CAF40. The transcript has a single exon. The record is from RefSeq and is a predicted model, not a curated record. Gene Ontology annotation, biological process: mRNA catabolic process; negative regulation of translation. NCBI's taxonomy places the organism in Eukaryota, Fungi, Ascomycota, Saccharomycetes, Saccharomycetales, Saccharomycetaceae. Gene Ontology annotation, cellular component: CCR4-NOT core complex; CCR4-NOT complex; P-body. The coding region runs from base 1 to 969 and encodes 322 amino acids.